AUGGAAUAUUUUGGAUUCCUGAACGAAUGUGAAUUGGAAACUUUCGAAGAUAGGGAAUUACGUUACCUUGGGACCAUAGCUAAUAACAAAGAAGAAUGCAGGCAUGAAAAAGUUGCACCAUCACCAUCACAAAAAAAAAUAACAUCUACAAAACCUCACUCAGUCAUGAAGGACUGCAUUGAUAUUAAAGUGAUAGAUAAGCUAAAUGAGGAUAUUAAAUCUUUACCGGAAAUUGAGGUAAGUGUACCCGAUAAUGAUGAGGAUGGGUCAAAGGUAUUGGAGACCGGGACUGAUCCAAAUAAAAUGGAAUGCCUUUAUCAGUAUGCCAUUGAACAUGGAGAAGAUCUUGAACAAUUUUCGGUUAUUACAGAGGCUGAAAAAAGAAAAUGA
This is a messenger RNA of Diversispora eburnea, 390 nucleotides long. Lineage: Eukaryota; Fungi; Glomeromycota; Glomeromycetes; Diversisporales; Diversisporaceae. The record is from the annotation of a GenBank genome assembly.